AUGAGGCAGACGGGUGGAAGAUGGUUCCACCAUAACUUAACUGGAUUAGAAGCUGAAAAACUGUUAACCCUAAAAGGUGUUAGUGGUAGCUUUCUUGCUCGUCCUAGUCAUAGCACGCCGGGAAGCUUCACACUUUCAGUUCGUCGAGGUGAUGAAGUUACACACAUCCGUAUACAGAACACAGAAGAAUUCCUAGACUUAUAUGGUGGAGAAAAGUUUGCCACAUUGUCGGAGUUAGUUACAUACUAUAUGGAGAAUGAGGGUCAACUCAGAGAGAAAAAUGGUGAUAUUAUUGAACUCAAGUAUCCACUCAUUUCUGAGGACCCUACUACAGAACGUUGGUUUCACGGCAAAAUUACAGGGAAAGAAGCUGAGAAGAUGCUUCUAGAACGAGGGAAGCCAGAUUGCUUUUUGGUUCGUGAAUCUGUUCACAGACCAGGUUCUUAUGUCCUGUCAGUUUUGACAGGAGAACAAGUGGCACAUAUUAUGAUACAUGGGAAACCAAAUGGAAUGUAUGAUGUUGGUGGAGGACAUCAGUUUUCCUCUUUAAAGGAGUUAAUCGACUUUUACACAAACACACCUAUGGUCGAGAAAAAUGGAGGAUUAGUUUCACUGAAACAGCCUUUCAAUGCUACUCGAUUUAACGUUUCCACCAUUGAUCAGCGCAUGCGUCAGUUAGAACAAGAAAAUGGUCAUGGUUCAGGUUUGGCCGGAUUUUUGGAGGAAUUUGAAGAGUUGCAUCAGGAGGCUCAUUUAAAAAAUAAUCCACGCGUCGAAGGAUACCAGUCUUAUAACCGUGACAAGAAUCGUUAUAAACAUAUUCUUCCAUUUGAUUGGUCUCAAGUCAAACUCCUUGAUGGUGAUCCGAAUGAACCAGGUUCUGAUUACAUCAAUGCGAAUUAUAUUUCUUGGCCUGUUCACCUAACCGAAUCUCUGUCAAAUGGGAACUGUCCUUUCGGCGGUAGUUUGAAUAUAAAGUAUCAGUCGAACUCUCCAGUUUUUGAUUUAAAUAACAACAUGCAUUGUACUACUGCAGUCACUAGUUCGUCUGUUCCUCAUCCGAGCUCGAAUAAUUGUGCUGCUUUCUUCUUCAACGGAAAGCCACGUUACAUAGCCACGCAAGGAGCCGUUGCUAAUUCACAGGAUGCGUUUUGGCGUAUGAUAUGGCAAGAAAAAAGCUCUGUCAUAGUUAUGAUUACAAAGAUAAUGGAGCGUGGCAGAAAUAAAUGCAUCCGUUAUUGGCCAACUGCAGAAGAAGGUACACGGGAAUUUCCAUGUUACGGAGGUACAAUUCGUGUUCGACAUCUGUCUGAAAGAAAUUCCGUUAAUUACACACUACGAGAACUUUAUCUAACCAGAGAGUCUACUACAACGAAUAAAAAGUCAGAGAACACUGUUAAUCAGACUAAUGCUUCUGCUGUUGGUAAACCUACUGGUCCUAGUGCUGUAUGUGACACUUCAUCAUGUGACCAGAAUAGUUGUGAGUCGGACAGUACAAAAAUGCAUCAGUUGGACAGCACCACAGCCACAAAUGUAAAUUCUGAUUUUGCUUCUAAUCAAGUCAAUACAGAAGAUGGAUUCACAGUUUAUCACUAUCAUUUCACUGUGUGGCCUGAUCAUGGGACUCCAAGCGAUCCUUCCUGUGUGUUAGAUUUUAUGCACGAUAUAUCUGCUCGACAGGACAGUAUUCCUGGCUCUGGACCAAUUAUUGUCCACUGUAGCGCUGGUAUUGGACGCACUGGAGCAUUCAUUGUAAUUGACAUGCUUAUUAAUUACAUAAAAACGAUGGGACUUAAUUGUGAUAUAGAUAUAUCUCGUACAAUACAAGCUGUUCGGGAACAACGUUCUGGAAUGGUUCAAACUGAAACACAAUACAGGUUUAUCUACAAAGCUGUUCAGCAGUAUGUGAACACCAUGUCCAAACGUAUACAAAUGGAUAAUGAUCUUCGUCGUACUGGAAGGGAUUACACGAAUAUUAAUCGUGCUGCAGAUGAUAUUGGUGUUAUUGGAACAGCAGCUGUUUCUCUUUUUCCAUCAAUUUGCUCGUCAUCUGGAACCAGUUCCGAACAGCAAUCCACAGCGCCGAAUUUGACUUCUUCCACAAAUGCGAACUCAUCAUCAGUUUCCACUUCCAAUAGACCAUGUAGUUGUCCUAUUCAUUCGUGUUCUCAGCGAAGACAAAUAUCAAAUCAAAAUAUACCUCAGAGUUCUAAUCACCCUUCAAACUGUUCUCAAACUGUUACUUCAUCUGCCACAUUGCCAUGUACACCUCCAGCUGUUUCUGUUUCGUCCCGUACCUCAGAAUCUAUAACAAGUGGCUUUUUCCAUCGCUUAGCUGGACCUAGUCGUUCCCGCACAAAGUUUUAA
Trichobilharzia szidati is the source of this 2367-nucleotide messenger RNA. The record is from the annotation of a GenBank genome assembly. Lineage: Eukaryota; Metazoa; Platyhelminthes; Trematoda; Strigeidida; Schistosomatidae.